This is a messenger RNA of Papilio polytes (common Mormon), 4173 nucleotides long. RefSeq lists its product as uncharacterized. The transcript has 7 exons. Lineage: Eukaryota; Metazoa; Arthropoda; Insecta; Lepidoptera; Papilionidae. The record is from RefSeq and is a predicted model, not a curated record. Bases 211 to 3072 code for a protein of 953 amino acids.
UUUUUAUUUUUAUUUUAGGGGGAACAUUUCAGUGGCACUGUAGUAUAUUUUUUCUAAUAUUGUUGAUUUAAACUAGUAUUAUAAAAUUUGAAAUGAGAAAACAUGUGUAGAGUUCAAAGAAUAUUAGUAAAAUAAUAGUAACAUUACUAGUUUAAUGUUUGGUGAAAACAAAAGUAAUUUUGUUAUUCACAAUUAUACAAUGUAGAGGUAAUGGAAUCCUUAGACGACUCCAAUUGUCCCUCAAUGAGUGAUGGUUUAUCCUUAUACGAACGUUAUAUGCGGAGUUUUAACGUGGUGGAUAAAUUUGUGGAAGAAAAUAAUCAUUUAGAGCAAGUUGAAGUCCGGUCAUCAAGCACUUGUGAUUACGAAAGUUCCAACAGUGGGGGUAACAUUGACUUGUCAGCUGCUAUUCAAGCUGAUGUAGAUAAACAUAGUACUGGACUGGAAGUGGACUGCAAUUCCUUACAACGCCUGAAUGAUAUUGCUAGUUUCGCAUACAAGCCAAAUUUCGGUUCCGACGGUGAUCGACCUAAAGCGGAAUCGUCUUGUAUUUCUUUGUCGGGGUCAUUGGUCGAGACCUCGUCCGCGACAGCAGAACUUUGUCUUUUGAAUGAUAAAUCAGACUUCGUCGAGACUGACGGUCGCCUGUCUUCGGACUCUAAAUCGGAGAGUUUUAAACACUCCGUAUUUAUAACCUCUACAAUGGAGAAUAGUAACAAUGCAGUGGAUAGCGUGCCAAUGUUCCGUGACAUAAGACAUUCUGAAAAUGUUUUCAAAUUACCAAUAAGUGAGCUAUCAUUUAAUGGUACAAUCAAGCAUGUUCAAAAAUUGAAGCCAAUUGUAGAUCCCUUGACAGCCUUGAGCACUGUGAAUGUGGGGUUGGAUUUGUCAGAUAAUGGGUCAGAGAAUACAGAUUGUCCAGCAGGCAGUAGUGUAAGUGAUAAGCUAACUGCAGACAAAUGCAGUUACCAACAAACCAGUGAUGUGACUGAUGAUAGGUAUACAUGUGACAGUGAGAAAAUUGAUCAAACAGCUGAAAGUAGUAGAGAUUCUCAGUAUGAAGAUGUUAAUUAUAAAAAAGAUUGUGAGGACAGCAAUGCUAAAUGGAAUUUAGAACAAAGCUACUCAUCUAUAGAGACAUCAUUUGAUAGUGGGGUUAGGUCUCCUGAUAUGUUCUCUGAUGAAGAAGAGGAGCCUAGUCCAGCUCCUGAACCAUUCUGGAAUUUUAUUAAAGAUUUUGAAGCUUAUGACAAAAAGAAAGUUAGAAAGAUUGAGGAGACUCUUCAAGGACUUUUACCACCUCCUUCAGUGACUACAUUAAAAACAGAUGUAACAGAAAUGCUUAAAAAGUAUUACUGUUUCCUUCCUGCAUUUAAUGAUGAUAAAAAAAUCAACACUUUAGAGGUUAAUUCAAUGACACCCACCAAAAAGGUUUCAUUUAUCCACAUUCCAACAACUUCAAUGGAAACUGAUGAAAUACAAGAAAAUUCAUCACAAGUAAAUGCAAGGAAUAAUAACAGUAAUAUAGACAAUUCUGAAUUAAAUACAAGUGUUAAUGACAAGAGUAUAGAAUUGAAAAUGUGCACAGAAAUUGAAGUAAAAGAUACAUUAUGGCCAGAUUUAAUAAAAUGCAGAUAUUUUGAUGUAUAUUACAAUAUCUCAAGCUAUAGAGAAAAGUAUGAGCAGUUACUUCAACGUUACACAGAGAGGUUUGUUGGAGGUGAAACUGAUACUAGUGUCAAUAUUUAUUCCGGUGGUUUGCAGUCCCCUAACAGUGCAAGCAAGAGGAAAGCAUUGAGACUCAAAAUGGCCCAGUUGAAGUCACCAGGACGCCGUCUCUCUCACUUGGCUCGUCGGCGACAGGCAUUCUGCAGUGCAGCUACCAUCAACGAGAAAGCUCAGGGCACCUCAUCUAAGAUGGUGCUCAUUGAUAAAAAUUUCUUCCCGCACAGGAAGCUGAUAAAUUCCGCCGAAAGGAAAAUACGACGCACGCCUAAUAAAAAGACACCUACACGAAGAACACCAGGCAAAAAGACCGGUGCAGCGACUCCGAAGACGAAAAGUGGAGGAUCAAGUAAAAAGAAAGCGAUGAGACGACUACUAAUGGACACGGAAAGCUUAUCUCGAUCUCAACCAACAAGAGAAACAUUGAAAAGGGCUCUGUUUGUUAGCCCUGAAAAUAGGAAGAGUAUACCAAACACUGCUAGCUCUUCCGUACCACAGCAAACGAAUAGAUUCAGACGCGUAUUAUUCAGUUCCCCAGACCGUGCUGAGACCAAAAGUAUGGAUGGUACCAUAAGUGAUAAUUUCCUCAAGAGGAAGUGUGAAGAUGUAUUGGACAAUGGUCGGAGUAAGAUAGCUAAGAGUUUGUCGUUUGGUGGCGAUUCCUUCAGCGCAUCGCAACCUGUCCCGUUUGAUCGCAGAGUGUCCGAAAUACUGACUACAAGGAAUACAACUGAAUUAAACGAGACUCAUAAAAAGAAACUGCUAUGGGCGGUGUCGGAGGCGCUGCGGGCGCGCGGCUGGCGCAUGUCGUCGCCCGGGUUCCGCGAGAAGGCGGCGGCGCUGGCGCGGCUCACCAGACGGCUGCUGACGCUGCCGCCGCACGCCGCCCGCCUCGCCACGCCCGCGCUCUCCACAUCAGAGACCAUGCUCAAAUUAGCGCGGCAAUAUGUGUACGCAAUCAUCCAAGGUCGGACAGUGGAAGAAUGUUUCCAAGAUGAACAGAUAAAGUUAGCCAAUGAAUCAAACAAAAUAUCUGGAUACAUAUCACCAAAAGCAUAUCAGUUGAAGACGAGACAGAUGUCCUCGGCUACACUCACAUCGCAAAUUAAAGAAAAUACAUGCUCCAAUUUAUCUAUAAGACAAGAACAGCCAAAGAGCUCCUCCAAGAAUAUUUUGCAGGACAAAUUAGUUAAUAUAGAUUCUAAUUCGAAUAGCAGCAUUGGUAUUAGUAUGCUAGAUAAAAUUGGCUUAUAUAAGUCUAACUCGAUGCCCUCUUUCGAAGAUGCUGCGAAAAUGCGGGCUAGGAGACAAAUAAGUUUUGACAGUGUUGACUUUCCAAAAAGGUGAUGUGUUUAAAGUGAUGUAUUUGUGAAGAAAAGUGUGUUAACUUGUGUUAGAAUACCAGCGUUAAGUAUCAAAACUUUGACUUUAGUUCUAUUAAUUUAUUUGAAGACUUUCAUAUUCUUUGACAUUUUAAUUUUUUCUCGCUCUAAUAUUUAGUGUUGCGACUUCUGUAACUGUCAAAUAUUGGGGUAAUUAUGGCAUUGUAAUACAUUGUAUUGUAUUUACAUGUACAGUACAAUACAUAUGUACUUUAAUUAAAAAAAAAUCCCUAGCUAAUAUUUAGAAGCAUUUGAAAAAAUUGUAUUUCAAUACUAUGAAACGAAUUAACAGCUUUUGUCUAUGGUAUAGUAUUUUCGUGUCUCAAAUGUUUGACAAUAUAUUUUUGACUUUUGUUAACUUAGCAAUAAUUAUUUGAUUGUCUCUUAUUCUAUAUCUUUUAAUAUUCUGUGCUGAUUUACUAUUUAUAUAACAGAAUAGAAAUAGCUUCAAAGUAUUAAGUACAAUCUACUUUUUUCUUAAAUUGUAAUUAUAUUAAAAUAAAGUAUAUGUAAAAUAUUGAAAUAUGAUAAACGGAACAAAGGUUUCAUGGGUUUGUAAAUUAAGGUUGUCCAAAAAAAUUCUAAAUUACAUAAAGUAAGGAUUUAUUUCUGUUUACAAAUUGUCUCUAGAAAUAUGUAUGUAACUUUGUUGCUAUUAACAUAUAUGAAAAAUAUUCACAUAUAUGUUAAAACUUCUUCAAAUGUAAUUAAUCAAUAUCUCUGACAUUGUCUAUGGUUUUAUAUUUUUCGGUACUUGUAUAUUUUGACAUGCAUCAAUGAAGAAUUUUAUUAAUGUAAUUUUGUGUUUUGUGCAUAUAAAGCGCAUUUUUUUGUUAUUUCUUUGAGUUUAUUUUGUUUAAUGCACAGACAAUUGUCAUAUCAAUAUUGCACUGGUAACAUUUGUAGGUAAGUUGUGAUAUAGGUAUUAACUGCAUUACUAGUUGAUGUAACGCGAACUGAAAUAUAAUUUUAGUGUGGACUUAGAAAACUUUUAUGAUGUAACCUGCUACCGCUGAGUGUGAUCUCGGUUUCUGUAAAUGUAGCGAUAAAUUAUUUUUCUCGAAUA